Molecule: messenger RNA, 555 nt
Organism: Loa loa (African eye worm)
Lineage: Eukaryota; Metazoa; Nematoda; Chromadorea; Rhabditida; Onchocercidae
Exons: 1
Source: RefSeq, a predicted model, not a curated record
AGGGGAAGGGAGUCAGGGGUUAACAGACACAUCCUCGUGCAUAGUAUGCAGGGAGUCAGAGGUACAGACACAUCCUCGUGCAUAGUAUGCCAUGCCACACACACAUACACACAUGUACAAACACAUACGCGCAUACACACAUACACGCGUACAUUCGUAUACAUACGUACAUAUAUACAUACAUAUAUACACACAUACACAUAUGCAUACAUGCACACACAUAUACACACAUACAUAUGCACAUACAUACAUGCAUACAUACGUUCAUAUAUAUAUAUAUACAUAUAUAGAUACAUACAUACAUACAUACAUACAUACAUGCGCACAUACAUGCAUCCAUACAUACACGUAUAUACAUAAGUACAGCAUACAUACAAACAUACAUACAUAGAUACAUAGGUGCACGCACGUACACACAUGCGUAUACACAUACAUACAUACAUGUAUACACAGAUAGAAAGUCCACCCAUUGUGUAUGUGUGUUUGGAUUGCGAGCAUCGCGGGGCAGACACGGCCUUCGUUGGUAGAGCCCCGUUCUCUGCAUUCUCCGACCAU